AGGUGACCUUGCCGAGUGCGUUGGAGGCAGUCCUCCUCCCGGAGUCCAGCGGUGCCCGAUUGGCUGACAGUGGGGGUGGAGCAGCCUGCGAACCCCGAGAACUGCCAUGGCCGCAGCUGCACGCGCUCGCAUCACACACUUGCUGAGGCACCUGCAAAGCUCAGCAUGUCAGUGCCCAACUCAUUCUCACACGUACUCCCAAGCCCCUGGAGUCUCCCCUUCAGGAAAAACAACAGAUUACGCCUUUGAGAUGGCUGUCUCAAAUAUUAGAUAUGGAGCAGGGGUUACAAAGGAAGUAGGCAUGGAUCUACAGAACAUGGGAGCUAAGAAUGUUUGCUUGAUGACAGACAAGAACCUCUCCCAGCUCCCUCCUGUACAAAUAGUUAUGGAUUCCCUGUCAAAGAACGGCAUCAGUUUUCAGGUUUAUGAUGACGUGAGGGUAGAACCUACAGAUGGAAGCUUCAUGGAUGCGAUUGAAUUUGCCAAAAAGGGAGCCUUUGACGCCUAUGUCGCUGUGGGCGGGGGCUCCACCAUGGACACCUGUAAAGCGGCUAAUCUGUAUGCAUCCAGCCCUCGCUCCGAGUUCCUUGAUUAUGUCAAUGCCCCCAUCGGCAAGGGGAAGCCAGUAACUGUGCCUCUUAAACCUCUGAUCGCAGUUCCCACGACCUCGGGGACCGGCAGUGAGACUACCGGGGUUGCCAUUUUUGACUAUGAACAUCUGAAAGUAAAAACUGGCAUUGCCUCACGAGCCAUCAAGCCCACCCUGGGGCUGGUCGACCCCCUGCACACUCUCCACAUGCCUCGCCAGGUGGUUGCCAACAGUGGCUUCGACGUCCUCUGCCACGCUCUGGAGUCAUACACCGCCAUUCCCUACAGCAUGCGGAGCCCCUGCCCUUCCAAUCCCAUCCAACGACCGGCGUACCAGGGCAGCAACCCAAUCAGCGACAUCUGGGCAGUCCACGCACUGCGGAUCGUCGCCAAAUAUCUGAAGAGGGCUGUCAGAAACCCCGACGAUCUGGAAGCAAGGUCUAAUAUGCACUUGGCAAGCGCUUUUGCCGGCAUUGGCUUCGGAAAUGCUGGUGUUCAUCUGUGCCAUGGAAUGUCUUACCCCAUUUCAGGUUUAGUGAAGACAUAUAAAGCCAAGGAAUACAAUGUGGAUCACCCUCUGGUGCCUCAUGGCCUUUCUGUGGUGCUCACCUCUCCUGCAGUGUUCACCUUCACAGCCCAGAUGUUUCCAGAGCGGCACCUGGAGACAGCAGAGAUAUUAGGAGCCAAUAUCCGCACCGCCAAGACUCAAGAUGCUGGGCCUGUGUUGGCAGAUGCCCUCCGAAAAUUCCUAUUUGACCUAAAUGUUGAGGACGGCCUCGCUGCUCUUGGUUAUUCCAAGGAUGACAUUCCUUCACUGGUAAAAGGAACACUGCCCCAGGAAAGGGUCACAAAGCUUGCGCCCCGUGCCCAGUCAGAAGAGGAUUUGUCUGCUUUGUUUGAAGCAUCAAUGAAACUGUACUGAUUAACGCGUUAGUGGAAAGAAUCACCAUUGGCCCUUGCAACAGAAGUUACAAACAGCAGAAGUUGAUCGGGGUUGGCCUUUGUUGUCUUAUCACCACACUUAAUUCACCUGUUUCUGAUUUAAAGGUGAUGUGAUUUGAAUGUUGAUCCUUUGGGGGAUUCCUUGGUUCUCAUUACAUAAAAACCCAUGGGCUUUAUCUGCCACUAGCAUAAGUUGUGGUGUUUGGUUAAGGACACUGACCCAUGGUGUCAGUGUUCCUGCACCAAACCCCAUCAAAUACAUAAAUAUGCCUAUGUCCAAACACUGCAUGUCUAGAAAUUUACCCUGAAGAAAUACUAGCAUUAGUGUGCAAAAAAAUAAUGCAUAUUAGGAUGCACACAUGGAAGUUUCUGACAGUAUUUUUGGAUAGUAAAAAUUAAAAGAAUCUAAAUAUUCAUUACUAAAUGAAUCCUAAUAUAGUAAAUGACAGAAUAUGGUGGUAUUAUUAAUAAAAAUGAAGUAAAACUCUUGAAAAUACAUCUGUUUCAUAAAAGAUGGUGGCAGGGAACAAGUGGCAGAAAAGUCAUAUAAAGAGGAGUUUGACUUAGCUUUUCAACUGUGUGUGAGUGUGUUUAUAUAGAGAAAAAAGUGCACAUCAAAAUAUUAAAAUAUACCAGAGAAGUGAAAUCAGGGGUAUAAUAAAUUAAGGAAAAAAUGUGCAUUGGGUAUUUUAUGCUUUCCAUUUUUUUAAGGUGCUGAAAUUAGAAUCCAGGGUCUUGCACACAUUAAGCAAGUGCUCUACCUCAGCUCUGCGGUUCAAGGUAGAGUCACACUGUGUAUCUUCAGUUUAAGGCUGGCCUUAAACUCUCCACAUGGCCAGAUCUGGUCUUGAAUUUGGGGUUCUUCUGCCUCGGUCUCCCCAGCACUGGGAUUAUAAAUGUGCACCAUACCUGGGCUGCUCUCUCAUCUUGUAUUUUAUACA
Apodemus sylvaticus (European woodmouse) is the source of this 2471-nucleotide messenger RNA. RefSeq names its product alcohol dehydrogenase iron containing 1 (gene Adhfe1). Bases 107 to 1510 code for a protein of 467 amino acids. The record is from RefSeq and is a predicted model, not a curated record. Lineage: Eukaryota; Metazoa; Chordata; Mammalia; Rodentia; Muridae. The transcript has 14 exons. Gene Ontology annotation, molecular function: alcohol dehydrogenase (NAD+) activity; metal ion binding. Gene Ontology annotation, cellular component: mitochondrion.